AUGACUUCAUCGACCUCGAAGAGAACUGUGCGAUUAGCAUCUUUGUUAAACGGUUCUCAGAGCCAUAAGAGAUCAACUGCUGAGCGUACAGAGCAUGCUCAGCGUGAAGUUGCCGAUGAUGACUUCUUAGACAGUAUAGAAAACUCCACAGUGAUAGAAUCGGAUGGUCACUGGACAAAUGAACGCUCGUCGCCUUUAAAAGUGGCUCCCGGAGCUAAUACCUCGAUUAUCCAAAGUGACGACAGAACCAGUGAUUGCGAGAUAGUCGAAGAACUAAAGCCUCCAAAAGUUUCUCUGAGACACCUUCUGACGGGCAAACGCAAAUCUGACAGGGGUAAGAAGUCAACAAUUAGUGGAUCAAUUGACGAUGUACAGAUGACAAAGGCUAACGAUUCAGAGAAGAAUCGGGAAGCACACGAACGCAUUGUAUCCGCACUGGAAAGUGCCAAGAAAACAGCCGUUAGGGAUCUUUUUGGCGGUUUCCAGAAGAGAACGCGCGAUUCAGGAGAAAAUGGGUCCAACGUGGCGAAUUCAGAUCAAAUUCCUUUGAAAAGGGCACAUAUGAUCUCGAAACUGGCAGAAGUAGAUCCUCCAUUCCCUCAGUUCCAAAACGUUACAGACAUAGACGAGAAAUUGAAGCACAGGCAGUUAUCGCUUCCAAAAAAAUCGCACAGCUGUCAUUAUAACGUCGAGAAUCACUUAAAUCAUCAAUAUGGCUCGCUCAUUAACUUGACUAGGGAAACCCAACAUAAGAAAAUUACAAAGUCAUAUACCAACAGGACUUCAAACUGCUCACUCUGGAGUAAUGAAUUCGAGCCACAAUCCCUUGGAAACGUUAUUCUAGAGGAUGAGCUCAAAUCGCAGGUAGAUGCAUGGCUUCGAGCGGCUUUCGGAAAGCUGCGACGGAAAACGAGCCGAACAAAACUGUUAAAGAAAAAACCAGAUGUUGACGGUAUGGACAUGUUUGUGGUCGACGAUGACGUUGAUGACACCGCAGAUCAAGUGGAAGAAUUUGUCCCUCUUUCGAUUAUAUUUGGCGACGCAGUGGGUAAAAGUACUAUGCUGAAGACAAUAAUGAAUGAGGUUUCAGGUCAGAUAUUCGAGAUCAAUAGCUCUGGAAACAGAAGUAAGAAGGAUUUUAUUGACAGUGUCUUGGAGUUCUCCACUUCUCACUACGUUAAAGACAAAGGCUCGAAGGGUAUUAUUUUAUUUGAUGACGUGGACGUACUCUUUCGAGAGCGCGACAAGUUAUUUUGGGUAACGGUGGAAAGACUUUUAUUGACUUCACGGAGACCGGUGAUUCUUGUAUGUCGCGAUGUCAAUUUCGUUCCGUUCAAUCUUAUUCAAAUAGCUGAUGAGGAAAACUCACUGUUUCAUGCCAAGAAAAUCAAUGAGCAUCAAGCCGUAGAGCAAUUGAAGGCAUUUCUGAUCUCAAAGGGAGUUGACGCAUGUUCUGGCCAUUUAGACUCAAUUUUGAAAGAAUGCGAUGGCGACAUAAGAAAAUGUUUACAUGCUCUUCAAUGGCAAGCGGUAGCUGAUCAAGACAACGCUGACUUUGAAGAGAGCAACAGCAGCCAUCCUGGCCCGGCGAAAGACAUCAAAGAGAUUACUUUCAAAGCUGAUCUUCUUUCAAGCGCAGACAUGAUACACAAUGGUAUUAAAUGGAAAUCCAACAUUGGUGAAGAUAAAGAUCGUACCUUGAACUAUCCUAUUCAUUCAAAAGACUUCACAGCACUGACUGAUGAAGAAAGACUAGCAUUCGACUACAUGGUCGACUACAGACAGCAUUUGCAUGAUCAAUUACGACAUCCGUUAUUGCCGUUUGAGACAAACGUUGGUGGCUAUUUGUGUAGCAGCGUUUACAACCCUCACGCAGACAACGAGGUUGACACCAACCAGUUUGUGGAUAAGACUACACAGGAAAUAGUCUCUUAUUUGGGAAGCCGGGUACCAGACAAAUUCUCACUAAACAGUGAGCAAUUCGCACCGGCACGUAUGACUAGGAACUCAAGAAAAGUUAAAGAGAUCCUUGACCGAUUUUCUAGCUACCCAGUGGAGAACAGUUCACCCGCCGACGACGGAUAUAUGGGCUUGACUGCGACGAUGACCAGGCGCCAAAUAAGUCAAGAAAUUAUCCCAUAUAUCCUUGAAGUAGCCAAACACGAUAAGAUGCUUAAGACUAAAAACAGAAGGAUUUUCGAGGCGGCAAUGCAUGACGCACAACCAGGGUCCCGCAAGGAGGUUGUGAAAAUACUCCUGCAGAAUCACGCAUUUCACCCCAUUUGGUUCAACGGUGAACCUGAUUGCGUGCUUGAUGCGUGGAAAAGUCCCAUGAGCUCAGUUGAACAAAACGACGAAUAG
Molecule: messenger RNA, 2361 nt
Organism: Lachancea meyersii CBS 8951
Lineage: Eukaryota; Fungi; Ascomycota; Saccharomycetes; Saccharomycetales; Saccharomycetaceae
Source: the annotation of a GenBank genome assembly